This is a messenger RNA of Miniopterus natalensis, 4223 nucleotides long. NCBI's taxonomy places the organism in Eukaryota, Metazoa, Chordata, Mammalia, Chiroptera, Miniopteridae. The record is from RefSeq and is a predicted model, not a curated record.
CUCAACCUCUGAGCCACGCUGGGCUGGGCGGUAUUACCUUCUUGUAUUCAUUUCCCAUUAUUAAAUUUGUCACUAACUUGUCAGUCCUUGGUGGAGGCCAUAUAUAUGUGUUCUAAAUGAGGUAUUUGUAUUUUAUAAUCCUUUAUAUUUAGUUUUUAGAGACCAUUCUAUAUUUAAUAAAAGCACUCAACAAUUAAGAAGGUUCUUAUGAGAAAACAGACUAAUUUGUACUCUCCUGACUUCCCUGAUGUGUUUCCAGCACCAGGGAAAUCGGUCAUGCAGACAAAUGCCUCCCAGCUUCAGCAUGUUCUCUUCUCUCCAGGUAGGGCAUCCCCGUGUGGAGCUGACCCUCUCAGAGCUCCAAGACAUGGCAGCCAGGCAGCAACAGCAAAUUGAAAACCAGCAGCAGAUGUUGGUCGCCAAGGAGCAGCGUUUACAUUUCCUAAAGCAGCAGGAGCGCCAUCAGCAGCAGUCUAUUUCUGAAAACGAGAAGCUUCAGAAAUUGAAAGAACGGGUUGAAGCCCAGGAAAACAAGCUGAAGAAAAUCCGUGCCAUGCGAGGACAAGUGGACUACAGCAAGAUCAUGAACGGCAAUCUGUCUGCUGAGAUAGAGAGAUUCAGCGCCAUGUUCCAGGAAAAGAAGCAGGAGGUGCAGACGGCCAUCCUGAGAGUCGAUCAGCUCAGCCAGCAGCUGGAGGAUCUGAAGAAGGGAAAGCUGAAUGGGCUCCAGCCUUACAACGGCAAGCUCACAGGCCCGGCGGCGGUGGAGUUGAAAAGGCUGUACCAGGAGCUGCAGAUUCGUAACCAGCUUAACCAAGAACAGAAUUCAAAACUCCAGCAGCAGAAGGAACUUUUAAAUAAGCGCAACAUGGAGGUGGCUAUGAUGGACAAGCGUAUUGGCGAGCUGCGUGAGCGUCUGUAUGGGAAGAAAAUCCAGCUGAGCCGUGUGAAUGGCGCGUCAUCGCCACAGUCACCACUGAGCACACCUGGCAGGGUUGCUGCUGUGGGACCUUACAUCCAGGUCCCCAGUGCUGGCAGCUACCCAGCCCCGGGGGACCCCAUAAAGCCCCAGUCUCUCACUGUGGCUUCAGGGGCUGCCCAUGGAAGGUCCAAACCUGCUAAUGAUGGAAACUGGCCAACACUGAAACAGAAUGUGAGCUCUUCAGUGAAAACAACGCCAAUCGCCAGUGUGGACUGGAAGGAUUCGGGCAUGGAGGGGCCCCUUAAGCAGGGGACAGUCUCCAGCCAGCCGGUGCCCCUGUCAGCGCUGGGAGCCAUGGAGAAGCUGGGCAUCGAGAUGGGUAAAAUGCCACCCCCCGUCCCUGGUGUCGGCAAGCCGCUGCCUCCAAGCUACGGGACAUACCCAAGUCCUGCACCUGUGGGUCCAGGCUCGACAAACUCCCUGGAAAGGAGGAAGGAGGGCAGCUUGCCCAGGCCCAGCGCAGGCCUGUCCAGUCGGCAGAAGCCUGGCCCACUGCCCUCCGUGGGCGGUACCCAUCCUCCGGGCUCCUCCCAGCAGAUCCAGCAGAGGAUCUCCGUGCCGCCGAGUCCCACGUACCCACCUGCGGGGCCACCUGCGUUUCCAGCUGGAGACGCCAAACCCGAGCUCCCACUGACUGUGGCCAUCAGGCCCUUCCUGGCUGAUAAAGGCUCGCGGCCACAGUCCCCCAGGAAAGGGCCCCAGACCGUGAAUUCAAGCUCCAUCUACUCCAUGUACCUCCAGCAGGCCACGCCACCCAAGAACCACCAGCCAGCCACACAUGGCGCCCUGAAUAAGUCGGUUAAAGCAGUGUAUGGGAAACCCGUUUUACCGUCCGGCUCCACGUCCCCGUCACCGCUGCCAUUUCUUCAUGGGCCGCUGGCCACAAGCGCCUCGCAGCCCCAGCCACCGGCCGAAAGUGCUGAGAAGGAGCCUGAGCCUGACAGCCCGGCCCCGCCCGGGGAGGGCACCACGGGCACCAUGGAGAGCCUGCCCCGGCCGCUCAGCCCCACCAAGCUCACGCCCAUCGUGCACUCACCACUGCGCUACCAGAGCGAUGCUGACCUGGAGGCCCUGCGCAGGAAGCUGGCCAACGCGCCCCGGCCCCUGAAGAAGCGCAGCUCCAUCACAGAGCCUGAGGGCCCCGGAGGGCCCAACAUCCAGAAGCUGCUCUACCAGCGCUUCAACACCCUGGCCGGCGGCAUGGAGGGCACCCCUUUCUACCAGCCCAUCCCUUCACAGGACCUCGCAGGCACCCUGGCCGACAUGGACAAUGGGAACACCAACACCAAUGGGAACCUGGGGGAGGCCAGCCCAGCCCAGCCCACAGUCCCGCUCCCCGCUGAGCCCACCCCUGCCUCGGAUGCCAACGACAACGAGCUCCCUUCCCCUGAGCCAGAGGGGCUCAUCUGUCCCCAAACCAUCCACCAAACAUCAGAGCCUGCCGAGGACAACAACAACAAUGUGGCCACAGCCCCAUCCACGCAGCAGGCCCCCAGUCCUGGGGCCGAGGCCCCCUCUCCAGGGGAAGAGCAAGUGUCCCCAUCACUUCCGCCCGUUGUGCCGCCGCUGGCAGCCUCUACGAGCAAACGGACCAACCUGAAGAAGCCUAACUCUGAGCGCUCGGGCCGUGGGCUGCGUGUCCGCUUCAACCCCCUGGCACUGCUCCUGGACGCAUCCCUGGAGGGAGAGUUUGACCUGGUGCAGAGGAUCAUCUACGAGGUGGAAGACCCCAGCAAGCCCAAUGAUGAAGGGAUCACCCCACUCCACAACGCCGUCUGUGCCGGCCACCACCACAUUGUGAGGUUCCUCCUGGACUUUGGUGUCAAUGUGAAUGCUGCUGACAGCGAUGGCUGGACGCCACUGCACUGCGCUGCCUCUUGCAACAGCGUCCACCUCUGCAAACAGCUGGUGGAGAGUGGUGCUGCCAUUUUUGCCUCAACCAUCAGCGACAUUGAAACCGCCGCAGACAAGUGUGAAGAGAUGGAGGAGGGCUACAUCCAGUGCUCCCAGUUUCUGUACGGGGUGCAGGAGAAGCUGGGUGUGAUGAACAAGGGAGUGGUCUAUGCCCUGUGGGGCUACGAGGCCCAGAACAGCGACGAGCUGUCCUUCCACGAAGGAGACGCCAUCACCGUCCUGAGGCGCAAGGAUGAGAACGAGACGGAGUGGUGGUGGGCGCGCCUCGGGGACCAGGAGGGCUAUGUGCCCAAAACACUGCUGGGGCUGUACCCUCGGAUCAAGCCCCGACAGCGAACGCUUGCCUGAGCCUCUGCCAGAGCACCCUAUGGGGCUGGCCCUUGCCAAGGAGCCACUGAGGUCACCCUGCUGUUGCCUGGGACGCGGAAGUUGGAAGUGUCUUUAAUGGUGCUCACUGCAGCAGACAGCGCCCACAAUGUGAAAUCCCGCAGGUUCCAGGUGAGGCUAUGUCUCCACUGUUGCCUCCAAGAGGACUGAAUUUUGCCAAUUACUGUAAAUCCAAAUAAAUACCCAGCUUUCUAAACCGCCUGUUGCCAAUAGAAGCCCUAGACUUAACCCCUGGUUGGUUGCCAAUACAGACAAAGGAUCUGACUGACUUGGCCCCAAGGCCACCCCAUUCUCUGUGCCACCCUCCCCAACAGUGGAACUCCCAGCCACUGUGAGGGGCACUCCCGCUAGCGCCCUGCCCAUCCGUUACUGACGUCUCAGAACCCGCCAUCCUGCCCCUCGGCACCCGUUUCUUCAUUACCAAAGGAGUCCAUGGGGAAACUCCUGUCCAGUGGUGGUCCUGACACGGGGGCUCCACUUCCUGUUCUGGCUAGUGGUGCUGGGCUUGACUCCUGAUUCCCUGGGCAUGGGGGCCCUUAGUCCAGUGACCCACAGCCAGGAGCUUGUGCACAGCUGUCCCCUCCUUUACUCACAACUGCCUUCUCUUCAGCCUCUCGCUGCCCAGGUGUGGCUCUUACCCCACACAACACAGAUACUGUUCAAGUGCAGUCAAACCCUGCAGCCCACAGGCCAGGGAGCCUGCAGUUGGUCCUUUGAGUGGCAGGGACAUCAGGAGGGGUAGGGGGUGGAGCCAGCCGUGAUAUAGGACCUCGGCCCAGUGCCAGACGGAACGAGACGAUGGCCCUCCACUGAGGUCAGCUGUGCGUACAGGCUUUUAUACCAAAAGUAUUUUUUGAUGAGACCAUUUGAAACUCCAGGAUGACAUUGGAAAUGUUUUUUCUCACAUUAAAGUCCAGGCCCUUAGGCUUUAUUUUCCAUG